AUGCCUUCGAUUUCAUUUGCAUUUAGAGUGGGAUUAAAUACUGUUUCUAAAAUUAUUAGUGAAACAUGUACAGCUAUUUGGGACGUUUUAAGUGAUCAAGAAGAAUUUGAAACACUGUGGAAUUUUCCUCACUGCAUUGGAGCUAUUGAUGAAAAACAUAUUGAACUUCAGGCUCCACCUCAUAGUGGCUCUACAUUUUAUAAUUACAAGGGUACUCAUAGCAUUGUUCUCUUAGCUGUAGCAGAUGCUAAUUGUUGCUUUACCAUCGUUGAUAUUGGAGCAGAAGGAAGACGCAGUGAUGGUGGCAUUUUUUAAGAAAGUGAACUUGGAUAUCGAUUAGAAAAUGAUAAUCUUGAUUUGCCAGAACCAGAGUCAAUUGUGGAAAAUGGACCUAAGUUGCCGUCAUAAUCGUGAUGAAGCAUUUGCCUUGACUCGUUAUAUGCUACGUAUCCUCGGUCAAGUAAUUUAAGUUUAGAAAAAAAGGUAUUCAAUUAUAGACUUAGUCGAGCUCGAAGAAUAAUUGAAUGUUCUUUCGGAAUUUUAUCGGCAAGAUGGUGAAUUUUUCGAAGACUAUUGGCAACUACUGUAGAGAAUGCAAUUUCUAUAGUCAAAGCAACAGUUUGCUUGCAUAACUAUUUAAUAAAAAAAGAUUUAGAUGUUCCUUUAGAACAAAGACAAUAUGCCACUGAUAUUAAUUUACAAGACAUAGUUAAUUCUAGUGAAAUAUUACAAUCUGAAAAUAAUAAUAUGUUUCUACGUGGUGGACAAAUUCAAAAUGCAUUCACUGAAUAUUUUUGUACUAAAGGAAGUAUUGAACAGC
Molecule: messenger RNA, 820 nt
Organism: Linepithema humile (Argentine ant)
Lineage: Eukaryota; Metazoa; Arthropoda; Insecta; Hymenoptera; Formicidae
Source: RefSeq, a predicted model, not a curated record